UGCCCCCGCUGCUCCUCCUGGGUUCCAGGUGAGCACCAGGCAGAUGGAAACACUGCGGUGUCCUGCGCACGACCUGGCCAAAGUCGCAGCGCAUACCUCUUCCUGGGUCCCGGCAUCACGAAAGGACAGCCACAGCGGGAGGUGGGCAGGAGCGCGAGGCCGGGACUCCGGAAGUCUAGAGGGGGAAGGGACAGAAGUCACAUCCCCUGGAGAGAGUGACUUGAGCACCGGGCCGGGCCGAGGGUCCGCGUCCUCCGCGUCUGUGGGCGGGGUGGGGUGGGGGGUGAAGAAGAGGUGGCCACGCGCUCCGGCUUCGGUCCGGCCACCGCUUUGUGACUUCACGGGUUUCGCAACAAGCCGGGGCCGCCCGCGCCCCACCCACCCCGGCCCAGCCGCCCAGCCGCUCGCCGUCUCGCUUGGCUCUUCGCGCUCGCCCUUCCUCCCGCGCCGCUCCGUCCCUCCGUGUCUGUCCGCGCCGGGGUUGCCGCCGCCUCCAGGCAGCCCGCAGCUAGCCGGCGUCCGAUCCGACCGCACGCAGCGCCCUCUCGGCGGCAUUAGCGAGAUGUUUUGCUUCCUAAAGGGAAUGGCUUUCGUCCCCUUCCUGCUGGUUACCUGGUCGUCUGCCGCCUUCAUCAUCUCCUACGUGGUGGCCGUGCUGUCUGGGCACGUCAACCCCUUCCUCCCCUACAUCAGUGAUACAGGAACAACACCUCCAGAGAGUGGAAUUUUUGGAUUUAUGAUCAACUUCUCUGCAUUUCUUGGUGCAGCCACGAUGUACACACGAUAUAAAAUCGUAGAGAAGCAAAACCAAACUUCCUACUUCAGCACACCUGUUUUUAACUUGGUGUCGUUAGCCGUCGGACUGGUGGGAUGUAUUGGAAUGGGCAUUGUAGCCAAUUUCCAGGAGCUGGCUGUGCCAGUGGUCCACGAUGGGGGCGCCCUCCUGGCUUUUGUCUGCGGUGUCAUCUACACAGUUUUGCAGUCCAUCAUCUCUUACAAAUCGUGUCCACAGUGGAACAGCCUCUGGACCUGCCACGUACGGAUGGUCAUCUCUGCUGUUUCCUGCGUAGCUGUCAUCCCCAUGAUUGCCUGUGCCUCACUAAUUUCCAUAACCAAGCUGGAAUGGAACCCGAAAGAAAAGGAUUAUAUGUACCAUGUGGUUAGUGCCAUCUGCGAGUGGACCGUGGCCUUCGGUUUUAUCUUUUACUUCCUCACAUUCAUCCAAGAUUUCCAGAGUGUCACCCUAAAGAUAUCUACAGAGAUCAAUGGUGAUGUUUGAAGAAAGAAGAGUUCUGUCUCCCUGAGGGAAUGUCCCAGACAAGUUUGAGAAGUGGUGCAGAAGACGGCAGGGUUUGGACUCCGCCCUGAGGCUGGUCCAGGACUUGAAUGCCAUUAAGAAUUCCCCGUAGUGGUUCUGUCCCCAAAGGUACGUUUCCCUGGAGAAGGCAGGAUGCACCUGACACUUGGAGCAAUGUAUGGAUGCCUUUCUAGGUAGACACUCUUUGAUAUCGACAUUUGUACACACGAGAGAGAAGAUGUUACAGGAAAUGCAAAGAUCCUCUUUUUGUACUGAGUUUACAGGCUUUUGUCUCUGAGUACUCUAAGGUGCUUACGUAGUGUUGAUGGCUUAUUUUUACAUUGUAUUUAUAGAAAAUGUAGUAUAGGAUUUUUUUUUUUAAUCACGAGAGCAUUUGUAAAAUUCUACUUAGAGCGGUCAUACAGCCAAAUCACACAGAUUUUUUUCAAUAACGGA
This is a messenger RNA of Ochotona princeps (American pika), 1753 nucleotides long. RefSeq names its product DNA damage regulated autophagy modulator 1 (gene DRAM1). Gene Ontology annotation, cellular component: lysosome. The record is from RefSeq and is a predicted model, not a curated record. The transcript is spliced from 7 exons. Gene Ontology annotation, biological process: regulation of autophagy. The coding region runs from base 44 to 1279 and encodes 411 amino acids. NCBI's taxonomy places the organism in Eukaryota, Metazoa, Chordata, Mammalia, Lagomorpha, Ochotonidae.